GUGAAACUUGUCACCCACAGUGGCAAGAUGGCUACGGAACCAAAUAAGACCGAAAUCUUGACGAUUUUCAAAAGAUUGAGAUCAGUUCCCACAAACAAGGCUUGCUUCGACUGCGCUGCCAAAAACCCGAGCUGGGCCAGCAUCUCGUACGGCGUGUUCCUGUGCAUCGACUGCUCCGGCAUCCACCGCUCGCUGGGCGUCCACCUCAGCUUCAUCAGAUCCACAGAGUUAGACUCCAACUGGAACUGGUUCCAGCUGAGAUGCAUGCAGGUCGGAGGGAACGCCAACGCGACGGCCUUCUUCCGUCAGCACGGCUGUUCCACCAACGACACCAACGCCAAGUACAACAGCCGCGCCGCCCAGAUGUACCGAGAGAAGAUCCGGCAGCUGGCCAACGCGGCGCUGUCAAAGUACGGCACCGAGCUGUGGAUCGAUUCGUCUGCAGGAGGAGCGUCUGCCGCCGCCGAGAAGAAGGACGACGAUUUCUUCGCUGAACAUUCACAGUUUUCUGAUGAGUGGAGCAUAGCGCCCCCUGCAGAGCAGAACGGAGCCGCUGUUUGCCCCCAGCUGACCGACCCGGCGCCGAAAGCCCAGGAUGACGGCCAACCAGAGGACGGGCCGAGCAUCGACGGUCUCAGCACGUCGCCCAAAGCCGCCAUUGAUGUGAAGCCGUCCAUCAUUGGGAAGAAGAAACCCAUGGCUGCUAAAAAAGGGCUCGGGGCAAAGAAAGGUCUGGGUGCGCAGAAGGUGAGCAGCAAAAGCUUCUCUGAGGUGGAGAAGCAGGCGCAGGUGGCCGAGAAGCUGAGGGAGCAGGUGGCCGAGGCCAAGAAGCAAGCAGAGGAGUCCAUAGUGGCGUCCAUGCGGCUGGCCUACCAGGAGCUGCAGAUCGACAGGAAGAUGGAGGAGAAGAAGCUGCAGAACCUGGAGGGGAAGAAGAGGGAGCAGGCGGAGCGGCUGGGGAUGGGCUUCGGCGGCCGCAGCGUCGUGUCUCACUCCGUGAUGUCAGAGAUGCAGGUGAUCGAGCAGGAGACGCCGGCGGGAGCCAAGACAUCGUCCCGCUCCAAACUGGACCUGUUUGACGAGCCGGGAUUCACCUCCGGACCGCCAAAGUAUAAGGACAACCCGUUCACGGUGGGAGACGGCUUCGGCUCGCGGUGGGACGCCGACGGCGGCUCGUUCACCGCCGCCUGGGCUCUGGAGAAGGACGAACCCAAGGAGGAAGUCACCAUCUCCAGCAUCCAGCCGAUCGGAGAGAGGCUCCCCAGCCGGAGGAAAGCCGAGGCGUCGUCCGCCGGGUCGGAGUCCAGCGAGGCCAGGCAGAAGUUCGCCAACGCCAAGGCCAUCUCCUCCGACAUGUUCUUCGGUCGGGAGAGCAACGCCGAGUACGAGGCAAAGACGAAGCUGGAGAGUCUGUCGGGCAGCAGCUCCAUCAGCUCCGCCGAUCUGUUCGGAGACGGCAGCGACAGCAGAGGCCGGGUUUCGGGUUUAGACAGCGUUCUUCCCUCCGGCCCGGACAUGGCCCAGUUCAAGCAGGGGGUGAAAACGGUGGCGGGGAAGAUGGCCGUCCUCGCCAACGGGGUGAUGAACACCAUCCAGGACCGCUACGGGUCGUACUGAGCGGCGCCGGCAGAACCGACUGGCAUCGCUCCAAACGGAGCGAGGAGACGGGCGAGACGCGGGAAGGCUUGCAUGGGAAAGACGGCGUCCCCUGUCCUGUCCUCCACUAGAGACAGUAUUUCUUCCCUCAUUAGCAGAAUCGUGACUUUUAUUUUCAUAAACCAUCAGAAAGUAUCGAAUCUUUUCUAAAACAGCCGUUGUUUCUGUCCACAGCCUGCUGGUCGUAGAUUUUCAACUUGAGGACUUAAAUCUUUAUUUUCUUUAUCCAGAAAUUAAUGUGAUUUUGAUUCAUAACAUUUAAAGUUUUUGUUUUAUUGUGAUAUUAAAAACAAGGCGUCAUGUUUUCUUCAUAAAUCCAUCAUGUUUAAAAGCUGCUGACUUUCAGUUGAGUUUGGUUUUUUUUCCCUGAGAAGCACUGAUUUCAGAUCAGUCCUGAGCUGACGGCCGGGCGGUACGGAGACAAAUCAGGGCCAGAAAGUUUGUUUAAAAAAAAAAACUUCAUGAGAAAUGUUUAACUUCCAUCUGUUUCAAAAUAAAAUUUUUUGUUUAAAGUCUGUUUUAAUUAUUUUUGGUUGAUAUAAAUUUUGUUUUAAAUAUUUUUCCCAGUAUUUAUCUUCUAGUUUCCAAAUCUAUUUUUUUUUUCAGUAACAUUUUAUAUUAAAUGUUUUUCACAGUUAAAAAUAAUCAGUUAAAUAUUUUUGUUCCAGUUUUUAAAUUAUUUUUCUUUAAGCAAGAUUUAUGGCCCUUAUGUAGCUCCAUAUAGCAUCUCUGCCCUCUGCUGACAGUUCAACAGCCUUGAUGCAAACCGGGUUGGCCCAGCAGGGUCAGAGGUCACAGCUCAUGGAUGGAGGAUCUGACUAUGCAGCCCGACUGUCUGAGCCUCAAGUCUGCUAGAAAUGACCUCGGAUUCAGUUUUUACAGUUUUAAAUUUAAAACCACUCAGAUUGUUUCUGUUUCAGAACCCGGACCGGGUCGCUGAACCGGGUCGCUGAACCGGGCCGCCGGGUUCUGGGCAGACUCGACGUUCAGCAGUUGUUUGUCAUGUUUUUUUGCCCCGAUAGAAUCCAAUCACAUGGACUGAAAGGAUCAAGAUAUUUAUUUGUAGGCGACAAAAAGAACCGUAUAAAUAAAGAUGGAAAACCCUCAGA
Molecule: messenger RNA, 2765 nt
Organism: Poeciliopsis prolifica (blackstripe livebearer)
Lineage: Eukaryota; Metazoa; Chordata; Actinopteri; Cyprinodontiformes; Poeciliidae
Product: ADP-ribosylation factor GTPase-activating protein 2-like
Biological process (GO): COPI coating of Golgi vesicle
Molecular function (GO): GTPase activator activity
Source: RefSeq, a predicted model, not a curated record